AUGUGCAAUGACGACACCCUGAUGAGGCCCCAGACGAAGCCGGCAGCUGCAGAUGGCACUUUACCCGUUCCCAUCUCCUUUGUAUGCCGAAAAAUAAAGCUGCUCUCCCGUCUACCAGGGCGCAAUAUGGCGGCGGCUGAUCGAGACACCCGACCGUUUCCAGAUAUGGGAGAAUACCUGGAUGAUGAUACUCGACGACCUGUCCUAAGGGAAUUUGCACCGGAGUAUAAGACGUUGGAAGCCGAGGGCAAUGAUCCGAGCUUCCCCACGGGCCGACCGGAGAACUCGACUUCGGGUGCAGGUGGCCCACAACCAUCCCGGGUAUCCAUCCGCUCCGCUAGAGCAUUGACCAAUAUCGCGUUUGCUGUGCUUGGGGUUCCGCGAUUUGCGUCACUUGCCAAGGAUAUGGAGAUUAUUGGUGGAUAUGUUGAUUUGAAUAUGCUAGAGCCGGCCGAUAGGUGUUCGACUGAAGUGCAUAGAAGAAGUCCACUCCGGCAUCACAACCUAUGCUUCCCCUUCCGGGAUGGGGCAGCCGUUGUGUUGAUGGUCGAUCCAUCUCUGUCUGUCAAUCAGACUUUGGAUAUGUCGAUAUGGUGUGUUCCAUUCCAAUCUGUAGCUGUGGCCCGGUAUCCCAAGACUUUGCCGGGUUGA
This is a messenger RNA of Penicillium concentricum, 651 nucleotides long. RefSeq lists its product as uncharacterized. Lineage: Eukaryota; Fungi; Ascomycota; Eurotiomycetes; Eurotiales; Aspergillaceae. The record is from RefSeq and is a predicted model, not a curated record. The transcript is spliced from 3 exons. Bases 1 to 651 code for a protein of 216 amino acids.